Molecule: messenger RNA, 2416 nt
Organism: Cavia porcellus (domestic guinea pig)
Lineage: Eukaryota; Metazoa; Chordata; Mammalia; Rodentia; Caviidae
Gene: Cln8
Product: CLN8 transmembrane ER and ERGIC protein
Exons: 3
Coding region: 253-1119 (288 amino acids)
Biological process (GO): phospholipid metabolic process; nervous system development; lipid homeostasis
Cellular component (GO): membrane; endoplasmic reticulum
Molecular function (GO): ceramide binding
Source: RefSeq, a predicted model, not a curated record
CGAGUCCCGCGGCGCUCGGCCCCGCAGUGCGCGUGCGCGGGCCGCGUUUGCGGCCGGCGUCGUGAGCGCGCGACGCUGCCGUCCGCGACGCUGGCGCCAGGAGCCGGGAGCUGGGAUCCUGGAGCCGGGUUGGAGCCAGAUACAUGAAGGUCCUGAAGACAGCCGUGUGGAUCCUUCCCUGGGGAAAGACGCAGUGUGAGGGGUGGCAGUGCAGUGUGGCCCUGGGACCCCGUGGGUACACGCCUUAGGACAAUGACUCCUGCCAGUGAUGGGGACACCUCUGAGGGCAUCUUCGACUUAGACUACGUGUCUUGGAAGAUUCGCUCGACGCUGGUGGUCUCAGGCUUUGUCUUCUACCUGGGUGUCUUUGUUGUCUGCCACCAGCUCUCAUCCUCUCUGAAUGCCACCUACCGUUCCCUGGUGGCCAGAGAGAAGGUCUUCUGGGACCUGGCAGCUACACGUGCCAUCUUCGGGGUCCAGAGCAUGGCUGCUGGACUGUGGGCGCUGCUGGGGGACCCUGUGCUUCAAGCUGACAAAGCACUGGGCCAGCAGAACUGGUGCUGGUUCCACGUCACUACUGCCACUGGCUUCUUCUUCUUUGAGAAUGUGGCUGUGUACCUGUCUGGCCUGUUCUUCCGGACUCUCGACCUCUUCUUAGUUGUCCACCACCUCUUUGCCUUUUUGGGAUUCCUUGGCUUGGUGGUCAACCUCAGAGCUGGCCACUACCUAGCCAUGACCACGCUGCUCCUGGAGAUGAGCACCCCAUUCACCUGCGUCUCCUGGAUGCUCCUGAAGGCCGGCUGGUCUGAGACGCUGCUCUGGAAGGCCAACCAGUGGCUGAUGAUCCACAUGUUCCACUGCCGCAUGGUCCUCACCUACCACAUGUGGUGGGUGUGCUUCUGGCACUGGGACCGACUGGUCAGCAGCCUGUACCUGCCACAUUUCACCCUGUUCCUCGUUGGGCUGGCUCUGCUCACGCUGCUCUUGAACCCAUACUGGACCCACAAGAAGACCCAGCAGCUCCUCACUCCAGUCGACUGGAACUUUGCACAGCCGGAAACCAAAAAUAACCGUGCAGACAGGACCGGUGGGCAGGUGCUGCAGAAGAAGAGGCCGUAGUGGCUGUGGCCAGGCAGGCCAUGGUGCCGCUGACCAGGGCAUGUGGGUUCCUCGGGGCUCCGGGAAGAGUGAGGACAUGCUCGUCUGUCUGGGAACUGGUCCAGGCCAGCACGCUCUCUUCCUUGGUGUGAAUGGGCCGUGGCCGGAGUGUUACCUGAGAUCUUGACCUCACUUCAGCAACCCGACUUGUUCCUGUGGGCCUCGCCAUCAUGGGCUGGGUUUGGCUUCCAGGAAGGGGUUCUGUGGGCAGAGGUGGCAGGUGCAGGUGGAACUGUCGCCACCCUUCCUAAUCAGGAACACUGGGUCUCAUUCACAAGUCAUUUUAUUUGUGUUGGAAGGAAUUGGGAUAUAAUUUGUUAGCCCUUGUUAAAAUCUCCUGGAGAGGGGGAUAUAGCUCAGUGGCACAAGAGCCUGCCUGGCAAGUGUAGGGUCCUGCAUUCAAUUCCCAAUACUAAACAAAAACAAAAACAUAAUCUCCCUGGUGUGUUUUAGAACUGGGUUGCCGCAGCACCAUUUAGAGUCAGCUGGCCUCAAGGCAUCUUCGUGGGAUCCCAGCCCUCAGCAGGCAGCACUAGAGUUCACCCCAACACAGUGUACUUCACAAGACCUAUUUAAAAUGAGAAUGUUGUAAAUUGAUAUUGUCUUUCUUGUUGACAAAAUAAUGCAUCCAGCAACCAGACUUCACACUUGUCUGGUGUGAGCGCCACUGUGAGUGGCAGGGCUGCAGACCCCAGGGUGGAACCUCACUCCCCGAGUGGCGAUUGCCUGCUGGCCUCCAGGCUAGGUGGGAAGGUCAUUUCCCUGGGAGAGCCAGCUCAGGGCAGCCCUGGGCCCAAAGACCUCGGUGCCAGCCCUGAACUGUUGCCUGAGGGGGCACCCCUGCACAUGCUGUACCCUGUGCCACCAGGGCCCUGGCCAGGUUAACAUGCUGACCAGGCGUUGCUGUGGCAGCCCACAUGCCACUCACUGCGCAGGCACAGAUAGACCUUUUCCUCAAGCGCGCCUUUGAAAAAGUGUUCGCAGGAAGCAUGUUUAUUGCCGCUGAAAAUCACGUGUCAAGUGGCUCCUUAUGCCCAUUUGAUGACUGACGCUAACUUUCACUUUAUUGAUUGUGUUUAGUUCAAGACAGGCAAUGCUUGUUUAUCUCAAUCGAGAAGUUAUUUAAAUGGAUCCCUGCUGUGAUCCUUAACCCCAGCUGCCUGCUGGCUGCUCUGAGGUGCCUUUUCCUUGGGAGCCUGCAGUACCCGAAGGCUUUCGACUGCCUGAGUGUCUAAUAAAGUGACCGAUGUUUAACAAA